Messenger RNA from Zootermopsis nevadensis, 10211 nucleotides. Its product is annotated as sulfhydryl oxidase 2. NCBI's taxonomy places the organism in Eukaryota, Metazoa, Arthropoda, Insecta, Blattodea, Termopsidae. Gene Ontology annotation, biological process: protein folding. Gene Ontology annotation, molecular function: protein disulfide isomerase activity; flavin-dependent sulfhydryl oxidase activity. Gene Ontology annotation, cellular component: Golgi membrane. The record is from RefSeq and is a predicted model, not a curated record.
UUUAAUGUUUCAUGAGUUAGCAAGCGCCUAUCCAGACUAUGCACAGUAUUAAACCACACCCGCAUUGCAGUAGCAUAUUGCGAAUUGAUUUUAUUCCUGGGAAGAGGGGCUGAUGCUUAUUUGGAUUUGAUGUCUCAUAACACUUUUGUAAUAUUCUGAUACUUAAUAUUUUUUCUGGUAUUGAACUCGUGAAAGGAUGACGGAGCCGGACGAGAACAGUAAUUAGUAGCAUCGCGAGGGUCUUAACCUAUGCUCCUGCGCACAAUUUAUUCUGUGGUAGCGAUGUGCCAACAUGGCGAAGUUCGUAGAAAGUGUUUUAAUUGUAAUCUUGGUGUACGCAUUAAGUGAACAAAUUACUGCCUUUUCUCUAACUCCUGCAGACUGGCGAUUAUAUGAUGACCUGAAAGCAGGCCGUGGGUUAUAUAACAGUGACAAUCAAGUUACUGUACUGAAUGCAACAAGUUUUAAAAGUAGUGUGUUUGGAACAAAAAACGCGUGGAUCAUUGAAUUUUAUAACAGUUGGUGUGGAUUUUGCCAUCGAUUUGCUCCAAUCUGGAAGUCUUUAGCAACAAAUAUAUAUGACUGGAAAGAUGUCAUAACUGUUGCAGCUGUGGAUUGUGCAAAUGAUGACAAUAACCCACUAUGUCGUGAGUAUGAAAUAAUGCAUUAUCCAAUGCUAAAGUUCUUUCCAGCUAAUUCAAAGCCAGAUAAUAUGGGAGUUACUGUGAGUAAAGGAAAGAAUGUUGAAGAGAUACGAUCAACUAUUGUUGAAAUAUUAAAAAAAGAGCAUAUGGAGGGUAGGGGGCCCAGUUGGCCAAACAUUACACCAUACAGAAACAGUGAUAUUAAGAAUGUGUGGAAGUAUGUUCCUAAAUCAGUGAAGUUUAUGAUUUUAAUAUUUGAAGACAUUGAUUCCUUUGUUGGAACAGAAGUUAUAUUAGAUCUUCAUCAAAUAGACAGUGUUCAGUUGAGGUCUGUGCUUAAUCAGAAUGAAGCUCUGUCUAAACUUAUGGGUGUGUCUACAUUUCCAAGCAUGGUGGUUGUUCAGUCUAACAUGAUGACAUUUCCACUGAGUGUUGGUGAUAAAACACGAGAAUCUUUUCGCAAAUCAAUAAAAAGUUUUCUGAAAUCAAGACAUAUAAUUGUACCAAAGGAAGAAAUACCGAAAUCUCCUGAGGAGCCACAAAAUAGGGAAAUUUCUGAUUUAUUGGCAUUAAUUGCAGCAGAGGAAGAAAAGAAAAAAAAGCUUGACGUCAAACAAAUGGGGGAUGUUGUUUUCUAUGUGGACCUAGAGAGGGCAGUCUCUUACAGUUUGAAGCAUGAGGUUCCUUCAUACAAACUGAUUUCAGGAGAGGCUUUCACAGCACUGAAAAAUUACUUGAACGUUCUUGUGAAGUACCUUCCAUUCAGUGGUAAAGCUUUGAAUGUCUUGAAUAAUUUUAAGAAAAGCAUUUUUAAACAUACAAAUGAGAUAAGAGGAGAAAAGGUAUUGGAAUAUUUAAAUAUGUUUGAUAAUGGUGCAGAGUCUGUGUUUUCAUUGCAUGACUGGAUUGGAUGUAAAGGAAGCAAGCCACAGUACCGUGGAUAUCCAUGUAGCUUGUGGACUCUGUUUCACACACUCACUGUGAAUGCAAUGAUUCAGAACCAGCAGUUGGGCAGCCUAGAGGUCCUCAAUGCAAUGUUAGGUUAUGUAACAUACUUUUUCGGAUGUGAAGAUUGUUCCAAACAUUUCCAAGAGAUGGCAGCCAGAUCAGUGCAUGAAGUAUCAAGCCUACAGGACAGUGUCUUGUGGUUGUGGAAAGCCCAUAAUGAGGCAAACAAUCGCCUGUCUGGUGAUGAAACAGAGGAUCCAGAGCAUGUAAAAAUUCAGUUUCCAUCUCUCAACACAUGCCCAUCAUGUAGGAACAAAGAUGACAGUUGGAAUACUGAUGAGGUCCUGAAUCAUCUCAAAAAUAUGUAUGGCAAGCAGAACAUAAGCUACGUGGGUGUUGAGAAGGAGAACGUUUAUUCUGAUGAGGAAUCAGUUUUUGUUUUAAAUGAGGGGAAGAAGAAACGAUUUGGGUGGAAUUUUAACAUUUUUGACAUUAGUUUGUGUGUAGUAUUGUAUGCUUUUUCAGCUACCAUUUUAAUACUAGUAUGUAUAAAAUUUAUUAUGAGAAGAGGGUAUCGGAAAAAGUUGUACAUGUAUGAUAUAUUGGGUAAAGUGUAAUAUCAUUUCUUAUAAUAGACCAUUGUUAAUGUACUUUGUACAUCAUACAACAACUCAUAUGCAUUUAGGACUCUGAUUUUGGCAGUGGAUCAUUUAAAGUGGGCCUAUGUGUCUUGUCUCUAAAGUGUGUGGAGCAGGGGUUUCAACCUAUGGGCCACAUGCUGCUCCCCUCUCAUUAUUGUGCUUUGUGCAUCCUGCAAACAUUUUUUGUAAUGUUGUGUAAUUCUGUGUGAUGAAAAGUAGGUACCUGAUGUCAAAAAAACAUUCUCUUAAUGUCGUCAGUAUUUGGCAGUAACUGUUACUGUAAUCAACUGUUCAGCUUAAUGAAGAACAUCAAAUCAAGAACUAGGAUGUAUCUUACAUUAACAUUUGUAGGAGGGAUGCAUGUGAAUCUCAGAAAUGUUAAUUAAACCUGAUAUUGAAAGACUACUCAAUCAUAAGUAGUGUCAAAUAUGUCACUUAUGACUGGUUUUGUUAAGCUGUUUGCAGUUGUAGGCUUAAUUCAGUACCAAUCUUAAUGAAUUGUCAUAUAUAAGAAAGGGUGAGAGGCCCCAAGUGUAGAAGUUACGAACUCUUGGUAUAGACAAUGAAUCCACUGUGUAUAAUCUGUGAUAGUUGUCCACAGUGCCUUCUUAUAUAUGUUUUACAUAGAUACAUCACAAGAGUGAACAUACCAAAGACUGAAAUAAUCGUGUGCCGUCUAGAUUUAUUUCAUGGUAUACCUUUAAUUUAGGAAUGAAUUCUAGGCAGGGAAAGUACAGUAAAAUGGAAUUCUUUUAUUUGAUUGAAGAAACCUUUUGGUCUUAUUAUUAUUGCAUGUUUAUUUGUUGAUUUCAUAUAAAAUACCUUGCAUGUAAUAACUACAUGUAUAAUUGUUAUUAUGUCCAUAUUAGAAAACAUGGUUAUGAAAUAAUUUAACUAUGUGUGUGUGAAUUCCAAAAUUUAAUUAUAUUGCUGAAGCACUGAAUACUGCUAUAAAAAUGAAGGAAUAUAAACUAAAUUUCUUGUAAUAUUUCGUAGAAUGUUUAAAUGAAAUGUAUCAAGAUCGGCAUUUAACGAAGGAACAUGCUAUUCAGGUUAUAUCGAAUACAUUCCAAAAUACUGUCAGCUGCUUUCUUAUUGAAAAGUUUGACUCAGUAUUGCUAGGUCACACCUAGCUACAUGUCUCACAUUAGGGUGGUUUCCUUCAACUGAAACAAUACAAUUUUUAGUAGUAUUUAUAUUUAGUAAAUAUCAGGAAAGUGUCAACACUAAUUUCUUAAUGGUCUUUUGACAUAUGGGCUUUGGUAAUGUAGUGUACUAUUUUAUAGUAAUCAGUUAUGUGUCAAAAUUGAAACAAUAAAAGGCAUGAACAAUGAAAAGAAGUAUAAUGCAAAAUUGACCUACUUUUAGCAUAUACACAUAAUGCAUCACAAACUACUCAUGCUGAUGUCACAGUCAUAAUUUUAGCUGUUGUAGGUACCACAGUGUACUUUAUGAUAUGAAUAGGUUCAGUCUUUAUUUACCCUGUAAAUGACUGCAUCCCAAACAUCUCAUCAUAAAAUGUAAAGGGUGGCAGAAACAUGAAAAAGGAAGAUUUGUAGAGAAUCUUAAGUUUUUAUCUCCCCCUCAACAGUUGCAUGUGGUGUUAUAACCAUCAUUAAAUUUGACAAGUGAAGAAAAUUAAAAGAAAAAUUCAUUUAUAAUCUGCAGACUGAAUUAACUACAUUCAUAAUUGUAAGUGUAUUGUACAGUUUGAUAUUUAUAGUUUUAAGAUGCUGUCUUACGUCAAAUACUAUAUACCAAUAGAAACCAUUGUUUGAUGUGAGAAAACUUGCUUCUUGUACAAGCAAUAUACAUUAAAUGUAAUUUAGACAAUGUGACAGGUUGGUUUCAGGCCAUCUGAAGAGGAGGAGGGGUGGCAUCCCUCUGUACUUUCAGUGUUGAUUGAAGUGCGUGGUUAUUCCUACCCGUAACAUUUCUUGAUGUGAAAUAGAAUCAGGAAUGUGAAAGAGCUUGAGAAUGGUCAGAAAUAGUAAGUAUAUGGGAGGAACAAAAUUCUGGUUGGAAAACCUAAAGGAGAGAAGCUUGUGCAUAUAAGUUGAUUGAUAGUCAGUACGCAGACUUGUGUAAAUAGUCAUGUAGAUAUUGUUAAGCUGAGUGAUUUUAUAUCUUUGCUGUAGUUAAUCCUUAUUCCUAAGUUAUAUAAAAUGCACUACAUUCUGUAAGAAUAUGUUAUUAUGUCUAAUCACUGUAAUGUAGCCAGACAUGCCAAGUUUUAUUGACAACAUUGUAUCGGUACCAGAGCACACCAUUUUGCUUUCAAAUUGAACUUCCUUUUGGAUCAUCAUCUUUGAUUUGUAGGAUUAACAAACUUUAGAGCAUAUCAAGAUACAGAUUUCCAGUGAUAUUUCUUAUAAAGAAACAAAAUUGCUAAAUGACUAAUUAAACUUUACUGUAACCUUUUAAAUUGCCAGUGUAUAACUCAGCAAGGCCGUGUUAUUUUUGUGACGCUGUCCCACCACAUGCCAUUUAGGUGCUUGAGAGAAGAGGAUGUAUAGCUCCUACUCAUUCUUCACCUCGUCACUAGAUGGGAGUGAGUUGUCAGCAUCACGCCCCAGCCGUGCUUUACCCCUGGGAAAGGAUCCUGGUACCCAUUGGGUAGGAGGCUGGGUGGGCCCCAGAACUGGACGCAGAGGCUAGAGGAAAAAUCCUCUUCCCUUGUUGGGGAUCGGACCCUGGUCAUCCAGUCUGUAGCCAGUCACUAUACUGACUAAGCUACUGUGGCUCAUAAGUUAUUUUUGUGGGUAUUUAAAUUUAUGUACAGACAUUCACAAGGAAUGCCUAAACUUGCCGCCAAUUAAUUGGCUAUAUAUAUAUAUAUAUAUAUAUAUAUAUAUUCACAUACAGCAGCCAGUAUACUGGUCACAGGUAUUUUAAAGGUUAAUUACUAAGGUAGUUAAUUGGACAAGGCCUGACCUCUGUAUUUACCAUACCAGACCUGUCAACAGUGAACUCAUUUUUGUGGGUAUUUGUCAAAGAUAAGUGUGUAUACAAGCAACACCUGCUAAUAAACAUAAAGAACAACUUUGUAUAAACUAUUACAGCAUGUUUAUAUAUGUUGAUGGCUUCAGAAAUAGUUAAUAACAAGCUUGGUAGGUGUAUUACAUAUUGGAAUACACACAUUAUCCUCAUGCAUUUAGCAGUAUUAAAUCUGCCUUGUUUGAUAGUUCCUACAUUGGCCACCAGAUUAUCUACUUUAUGGCGUUUAUCAUCUGUCAUUUUGUUAUCACCUCUCCUAGGAUAUUCAUAAGCACAAUUUUGAGGUUGUGCAAAAUAACUUAACUUCCACGUCAAAUUUCACUCAAAUUCAUCCAGUGGUUCUCAUGUAGAAUUAACUGGACAGACUGACACAACCAGCCCAUAAUGCAUUCUCCCUAUGCUCUUUGUGCAAAGAAUGCAAAAAAACUGGCUGUGAGUAUAACAGUGUCCUAUGAAGCAUGUUAUAUGACCAGGGGUAAGCAAAUUUUGUGAAUUGCUUAAUACAGUACGCGACUGUAAUCUUGACACUUGCAAGUAAUGCAGGAAGUCCGAAGCGUUGAAGGCUGAUGCUAUCUUUCCUCCUUCACCCCACUUCCUCGCCCCACAAGUCUCAAGAUUACAGUCACAAACUAUAUAUAUAUAUAUAUUUCUGGAGCCCUGAUGGAAAAGAUUGUUGUGGAUGUCUGCACAAUCUUGUCUGGCAGCAACAUUGAAAUGUUGUAGCCACUAAAAGUUAUGUCUGAUUAUGUUACAGUAAGGCUGGCUUCGAGAUACAUCCAAGAAACGUGUGUGUUGAAGAAAGCUUUUAACUUUAAGUUUUUGAUACAGGGCUUCUGUUCAAGGUGACAAUACUUGCUGAUUCUGCAUCAUUGGUCAGUAAUGGCAGCAUACAGUUUUCUAGGAAUAUAUCUUUGACUUUACUGCUAGUAUUAUGUGACUUAGGCUGUAUAAUUCACUUUAAAAUGUUAAAAUACCUUGUUCCAUUUAUUUGUUAAGUGGCUUUGGAAAAUAUACACUCUUGUGAUUGUGUGUGACUCAGUUUAUAAUAAUUUAAUGUGAUUGUAAAACAGUUCUCAGUAUCAUGAAAAAUGCAUUUAUUAACUACAAAAUGUAAUUCAGAAUUAUCGUGUUUAUCAUUCUAGUCAGUGCUUGAUUGAUAGAAGGAUUGGGGAGAUUUAGAGAAUAAGAAAUUACAAAGCAUUAUGAAUUUCUACAGCUCAUUGAAGGAUACAGUUUCACAAGACAUUGAAUGUGUUGACCUAUUCUCUGAAAUGUGAGUACUUCAAAAAUUUUUGUAUGUUGGUACUAUAAAUUUAUAAUUCAGCAAUGCCAUUUAAUGUCCUGGAUUUUUGUGUGGAUGGUCAUAUGAUGAAAUCCUGGUUGUCAUAAAUUAUUUUUAUUGUUUGCUGUUGUAAAUGUUACAGAUUGUUUUUGUUAUUAUACUGUUACUGUUAAUAGUGAUUGAAGAUAUUAUUGGGGGGGGGGGGUGUUGCUUAAGUACUUGAUUUUCUGUGCAUAAACGAGCAGACUUAACCUCAGAAAAUUCACACGUCACUGUUUGUAGUUGUCACAUUAUAAAUAAUAUUGUAUACAAAAUCUGUAAAUAUGUUUGAACUGUCACCGUACCAUAUGACAUGUGCCUAGUUCCAGUGGUUCAUUAGUUAUCAUCAAACCAAAAGCUUAAUAUGGAUUUUAUGCAGUUUCCAGAUUGUUUUACUUUCCACAAAGGAAUUAUGUAAACAAAAGUUUAUAUUUCUCAAAGAUCAUUUCAGGCCCUACAUAAGCAGUACUAGUGUCAUUCCCACCUCACAAGUUUGUGGGUCUCCUGUUUAUAAUUUCUGACUGUAGGAAAUUGAAAUAUAUAAUGUGUGGAUGGUCACCAGUUUCAUACCCUUCUUAAUGGAUUUUGUGUAAAUCAAGUCAGUUGGUUCAAAGUUGAAAGUGAGGGGAUACACAGACAGCAUGAUGAUUUUGUAAGCAAGCAUUUUUCCUUAAGAAAAUCAGACUAAAAUCACAACAGAGAAUAGGCCAAUAUUUUGUUGUAUUCUUCUUUGAAUGCAAUAUAAAAUAUAUUUUUUUGUGGUGCUGGAACUCAUGGGUUUUCUCUCUAUAAUUUUAAAUGCCACAAUUAUUGAUAUACCCAGGCCUCACAUCUCCCAAGGACCAGCCUUUAUUAUGUAAUUGAUUGUACAUUUGUACAUUCUUUUGCGUCUUAAAAUUUGUAAAGUUAAUUUGUGCUUAGCCUGUAUAAGAGCUGAAAUGGACAUGACUACAGGAGAUAUGAAAUCCCUUCUGUUUGCAAUUGCUAUGGCUGAUGUCUUCAUCAUACAUUCCUUUUGCUGUGUUAGAAUAUUGAUAUGUACAAUGAAUGACUGAUCCAGGCUACAGUAUUACUGGUUGAUUGGUUGGUGGAUGGAUAAACCUGAGGGGUUAAUAUUAUAACUUGUGUUUUUACUUAGAUGUGUAUUAUUCUGUAUGUGAUAUAUUAGUGCCAAGUGGUGGACUUCUUAGCUGGGAAAGUAAGACAUAUAUUUAAUAAAUUUACAAAUAGGGUACUGGUGUGAAUAUUCACUUUCAAGUUAACUAAGGUUGGCUUUGAUUUUAUCAGUGGUACCAGCAUUUCUUUGAAAAACACUGUACUCAUUGCAAGCACAAAUUGUAUUUAAAUCAGGGGAUAUAUAACAUGUAUUUAAAGGAGCAAAUGCUCUUAUUAUACUUCUAUAAAAUUGUGUCAAAAAAGCUGUCUGAUCUGUGAAAAUGUAAUUGUAUUUGUCUUGUAAUUUUAAAAUAUAUGUCUUUAAAUUAACAGAUGAUUUGAAGGAUGUGUAACUGUUUUUUUUACACAUAUGAAAAACUUGUGUAUUAUAAGUAAAUAAUUACACCUCCUUUAAAAUGCCCACUAAAUUUAUGGAAAUUUUGAAGGCAUGUUAUUUAUUUAUAAUAAAUAUGAAAAAUGUAUGUCUAUAAAACAGGCACACAGCUUGAAAGAUUUUCACAUGUAGUCACAGACAUUCAUAUGUAAAUGUUUGAUUAAUUUUUUAAAAUGUUAUGCUAAUCUAUGUACGAAAUAAGCAGUGACAGGCAAAUCCAUUGAAAGAUAGUUUAAAUGAUAUAACUUCAUAUUUAUUUGUAAUUUAGUUUAUUAGUUGCUGGUCAUUGAUGGUUUAUGGUACUGAGUGUAUAACAUUCCAUAUUAUAACUAUAGUGUGUUGUGGGUUUUCUUUGUUGUAAUUAAAAUUGUAACUAUUUUCAAAGAUAUAAUAGGAAGCUGUAUGUCCUGCAAGUUUCCCCUUUGAUGUGAUGUAGGUCUUCUAACAUAUGUGCAAUGGGAAGCCCCCCCCCCCCUUUCAGUUCUCUGAGUAAGUGAAAGAUUUCCAGUGCGAACACUGGCUGCGUAGUACAAGUACAGGGUUAUACAACAAAAUUAUUGCUAGCAUUGAAUUAAGGUGAAUGUGGAAGUGGUUGUGGACUAUUUUAAGGUACUGCCCAGCACUUGCCUGAAUAAAAUGAGGAAAACUGUGAAAAACCUUAGUCUCUAAGCCUAAAUUUGAAUCAGGUACCUCCUAAAUGUGAGCUGAAUUUGUUACCAUUACAAAUCAGUGAUAACUUCAAGGUAAAUUGUAAUUUUAUGAUUUCAUGCAUUAGAUAGAAUGGAAACAUUACUACAAAUGACUGUACAUUAAGUGAAAUGAGAUUAAUUAUAAAUUUUGCAAAAUAUAGGAGAACAGAUAAAGAAAGAAAGAGACAUUUCUCAUAUUAAUGAGAAGGUAGCUGUAGGAAGAAAUGAGUAAAAGAAGAUGGGAAGAAGAGCUGUAGGUGCAACAGGCAUUAGUGCCUAAAGCAUGCAAGAAGGUGACUACAUGUCAAAGGGAUCAUGAUAUGAUGGGGAGUUUCAUUACCUCCAAGCAGUUCUUUUGAGGCAGAGAGGACUUUGGACUUACAGUUGUAAUGAUUAUAAAUAGGGUGCUGAGAAACAUUAAGAAUGUAGGAAACUCCAUUAUGUAUUCAGUAAUUUAUGGUGGUCAUCUCAUGUUGUUAAGGAGAUAAGAUCAAAGAUGGGAUGGCAGGAAAUGGAGCACACAUGAGAGAGAUGACAGCCUGCAAAAUUUUGGUCAGAAAACAUGGGGAUAAUGUAAGCCAUACACAUGAAUGGAUAAAGGUUGCCCUUGUGCCUAAGCACCAUACUAUGAAGGAGUGUAGGGGGAGAUGAGAUGAGACUUUGUGCUGUAGCUGCUUUACUCUUAGGACAGGAGUUCCCAGUUCCUACUGAAAAGGAGACAGGGUGUCUCAGAAUACUUCAAGUGGUUAUAAAAAGAAAAUUUCAGCUCCUGUUGCUGGGAAUUGAACCUCAGUCCAAUUCAUAGCCAGACUCUGCUAGUUCAGCUCAUGUGAUAUUAAAAUGGAUCAUAGAAAGGAAGAUGUUAUGAAUAUGAGAAGCUCAGAAUAGGCUUCGGUAAGAUACCCCAUCAUAGUUCAUAAUAGAAUUUCUCAGUCAGCUAAAUGAAUGUUAAACUGGUCAAGGAAGAUUAUAAUGACCUAGUUAGUAAAAGUUGAAAUGAGUUACUAAAGGACUUUACAUUUUUUGGAAUCAUUUUCCACUUUGCUGUACAACCACACAAGCUGCAGCUCAAAGCAGUCAUUUUAUUUGUAUUACUUUUUUUAUGAUAUAGCCUUAGAUUUUAUUUCUAUAUAUUCCCAUUUUGUACACUGUCACUGUUCUUUCUUCCCUAAGUUCAUCCUGUGCAUUUAGCAGGUUAGCUGUAUGUUAACACAUCUGACCAGUAUCAAGGUGUGUGUGUUGUAUAUGUAUGAAUUCUGAUGUUCAGUAUCUGCAGUAUAUGGUGAAGACCUGUUAGUUUGUUACAUGAUGCAUUUAAAAUUCAUGUCUACCCUACUUCAGCAGACUUGCAGGACUGUGUAAAUAGGGAAGUAUAAUGAAUAUUGUUAAUAAAUCAGCUAUGAAAGUCUUGUAAUGAAGUUA